This is a messenger RNA of Branchiostoma floridae (Florida lancelet), 2661 nucleotides long. RefSeq names its product zinc finger protein 501-like. The record is from RefSeq and is a predicted model, not a curated record. Gene Ontology annotation, molecular function: DNA-binding transcription factor activity, RNA polymerase II-specific; RNA polymerase II transcription regulatory region sequence-specific DNA binding. The transcript is spliced from 3 exons. Bases 470 to 1102 code for a protein of 210 amino acids. NCBI's taxonomy places the organism in Eukaryota, Metazoa, Chordata, Leptocardii, Amphioxiformes, Branchiostomatidae. Gene Ontology annotation, cellular component: nucleus. Gene Ontology annotation, biological process: regulation of transcription by RNA polymerase II.
CAUCUCUGGAUUGACCCGUUGUCAAGCGUGUAUCAGGAUUGUGACCUCUGACCUUUGCCCCGUUAGUGCGUUUACGUCCGCCAUUUUGUUUUCUGUUCUUAUUGUCUUCGCACCUUCUCCAAACUGACGCGUUUUUAGGGGGUUCCAGAAGCUUUGGAGACCGCUAACCACCAUAGACCUACAGGUUGCGGCGUCCCUCCCCUGCAUUCAGAGAGAAGCUAGCCUCUGAUUCGGGACCACUGUCGUACGAAGAGCAGAAAUGGAAGAUUCCAGCGGUGAAAAUUUGUCGAUAGAACUGUGUUUUUGACAUCCUGCGAAGGAGAUGGACUGUACAGAACACCCUGGGAAGGAGAGUGACAUCAGGGAGACCCAGACAACAGACAUGGGCCUGCAGCAGGAAACGUGUGAUGUGAACUUUCCCCAACCUGACAACAUAUCAACCUAACAGGUACAGGAGAGCAGAGGUGAUAUGGGAGGACAUGGUGAGAAACCCUACAUGUGCGGGGAGUGUGGAUACAAGACAGCUAAGAAGUCCACCUUGUCCCGACAUAUGAGAACCCACACAGGAGAAAAACCCUACAAGUGUGAUCAGUGUGACUACUCUGCUGCAGAAAGAACCACUUUGGCCAAUCAUCAAAGAAAGCACACCGGUGAGAAACCCUACAUGUGUGGGGAGUGCGGUUUUAGGACAACUCGAAAGUUUAGAUUGUCGGCACAUAUUAGAACCCACACAGGAGAAAGACCCUACAAGUGUGACCAGUGUGACUAUUCUGCUGCAGAUAAGUCCACCUUGGUCAAACAUCUAGUAAAACACACCGGUGAGAAACCCUACAUGUGUGGGGAGUGUGGGUACAGGACAACUAACAAGACUAACUUAUCCGUACACAUGAGAACCCACACAGGAGAGAAACCCUACAAGUGUGACCAGUGUGACUAUUCUGCGACACAGAAAAUCAAUUUGGUCCAACAUAUGACAAACCACACUGGUGAGAAACCCUACAAGUGUGGAGACUGUGAGUACAUGACAUCUAGCAAAUCUCACUUAUCCCGACAUAUGAAAAUUCAUACAGGAGAAAACCCCUACAAGUCCACUUUGGUCUAGCAAAACACACUGGCGAGAAUCACAUCAAAGAGGAGACAGGAGACUGGAUGGCAACAGGAUGGACAAGAAAACGUGCUGUGCCAGGAAAACGUACAGUGAGGACCAGGAAAUCAACAACUACAAUAAAACCAAACUAACUGGGUAUCAUUGGAACGAGACUUGCAACAGUUGGGAGCAGACAACAGACACAGGAUGGCAGCAGGACGAGGAAAGGGACGUUCCAAACGACGGAACGUGCGGCGGUGUAAGAGAGGAAAUGGAAGAGUUAAUCUGUCAGCUUUCUACUGCAGAACUGUGUGUUGGACAUCCUGGGAAGGAGAUGGAGUGUACAGAACACUCUGGGCAGGAGAGUGACAGACAUGGGCCUGCAGCAGGAAACGUGUGAUGUGAACUUUUCCCAACCUGACAACACAUCGACCUCACAGGUACAGGAGAACAGAGGUAUCGGAAUGCAUGUGGUCGAACAUACCAUUGGAAAACCCUACAAAGACAGCUAAAAAGUCUGACUUAUUCCGACAUAUGAGAACGCGUACAAGAGAAAAGCCCUACAAGUGUGACUAGUGUGACUUUUCUUCAGCAUGGAAAUAUAUCUUACACCAACAUCUGAUAAAACAUGCUGUUGAAAAACCCUUCAUGUGUGGAGAGCGUGGGUGCAGAUCAGUGCAAAAGUUUGACUUAUCCAAACAUAUGAGAACUCACACAGGAGAAAAAACCAACAAGUGUGACCAGUGUGACUAUUCUGCUGCAGGGAAAUCCCUCCUAGACAGACACUUAUUAAGAAAACACGCUGGUGAGGAACAUGUAUAAUGUACAACACACAGCCUUGUCCCCUUGACACGUUAAAAUUCGUAUUGUGGAAGAUGCCCUCCAGAAGUAACUAUUAAGUCUGUACCUGGAGUCCUGGACCCUAUGACUAUUCUUAUAGUAAAGAAAUAUGCAUUACAAUCAGAUUGUGGGUUAUGGCAAAUGUGCUCAAAAGGCUGAUUUUACCAGUGUCAAAAUUGUACGUUAUGUACCUAGUUUAAAUAGUAGUACCGUAUCAGUACGUAGGCAUAGAUGUACUCUUGUAAUUUGUAUAUAAAUAGAUCAUUUAUGCUUCUUCAGUUUGGCUGGCGAGGGUCAUGGCAAAUGUGAGAGUAGCUUCUAUUUGUGUAAAAUCAGUUAUAGCAUAGCUGUACUCUUUUAUUUGUGUGAAAGUUUCGGAUCUUUUGUUUUUGACGUGCACUGUAGAAAUGCUUGUGACCAGACGAUUAUAUUUACUGUUUUAAACAUCCGCAUAUCUCAUUAUCUAAUCGAAUGCAUUUCUUCUGUUUUAAUCUAAUUCAUUUCAAACCUUUUGAAUGAUAAAGUAUUGUCUAUAGUAUACAGGUGAUGUACAUUGUAUUCUGCACUAUUGUAUUCUCAGUACUAGUGAUUCUAACAUAUAGCAACAUGUAUUAUACUAACAUACUUUACGACUUAAGCGUUACUUUGCUUAAGAUAUUCAAAAUAAAAUGAAUGUAAACAAAGCGAGUAAGUUGGUGUUGGUUUAUAUCAUCUGAUUAUUCUAUGUAGGGGAG